This is a messenger RNA of Ochotona curzoniae (black-lipped pika), 4165 nucleotides long. RefSeq names its product MOB kinase activator 1A (gene MOB1A). Gene Ontology annotation, molecular function: protein kinase activator activity. The record is from RefSeq and is a predicted model, not a curated record. The transcript has 6 exons. Gene Ontology annotation, biological process: hippo signaling; positive regulation of protein phosphorylation. Gene Ontology annotation, cellular component: nucleus; cytoplasm. Bases 174 to 824 code for a protein of 216 amino acids. NCBI's taxonomy places the organism in Eukaryota, Metazoa, Chordata, Mammalia, Lagomorpha, Ochotonidae.
GCGGGGGAGGCAGCGAGGCCGGCGCCGCCGUGUUCCCGGGACUGCAGCCGCCGCGUCCCUGCGUGCGCUGCCCGCGAGUGAGGAGCGGCGGGCCCCGCGUCGCCGCCGGACGCGCCUCCGAGUCCUGAGCAGGGCGGGGGCCGGCGGCCCUCCGUCUCCUCCGCCGACCGAAGAUGAGCUUCCUCUUUAGCAGCCGUUCUUCUAAAACAUUCAAACCAAAGAAGAAUAUCCCAGAAGGGUCCCAUCAGUAUGAGCUCCUGAAGCAUGCGGAAGCGACUCUAGGAAGUGGGAAUCUGAGACAAGCCGUUAUGUUGCCAGAGGGAGAGGACCUCAACGAGUGGAUUGCUGUUAACACUGUGGACUUCUUCAACCAGAUCAACAUGUUAUAUGGAACUAUUACAGAAUUCUGCACUGAAGCAAGCUGUCCAGUCAUGUCUGCUGGGCCAAGAUAUGAAUAUCACUGGGCAGAUGGUACUAAUAUUAAAAAGCCAAUCAAAUGUUCUGCACCAAAGUACAUUGACUAUUUGAUGACUUGGGUUCAGGAUCAGCUUGAUGAUGAAACUCUUUUUCCUUCUAAGAUUGGUGUCCCGUUUCCCAAAAAUUUUAUGUCCGUGGCAAAGACCAUCCUGAAGCGCCUGUUCAGGGUGUACGCCCAUAUUUAUCACCAGCACUUUGAUUCCGUGAUGCAGCUCCAAGAGGAGGCCCAUCUCAACACCUCCUUCAAGCACUUUAUUUUCUUUGUUCAGGAGUUUAACUUGAUUGAUAGGCGUGAGUUGGCACCUCUUCAGGAAUUAAUUGAGAAGCUUGGAUCAAAAGACAGAUAAACGGUUCUUACAAACCACAACUACCUUCUUGCUUCAUCUACUGCUAGAGCUGUCUCCGUGCUAUCUGUUAUAGACUAGUGAUACAAACUUUGAGAGAACAGGAUAAGAAGUUUCUUGUUAUCUGUAUCUCUACAGAUAAAAUUGUCCCAAAGGCAGGUUUGCCUUCUAGCUUCAGAGUGCUACCCUAAGGACACAGCGAAAUCUGAGGUACCAUUUGAUGACCUUUAUGUUCCUGUCACAGAGUCAUAUUUGAUUGUAAUUUGUGGUGACUGACCUGUAGUUUAUUGGUUUACUUACUACGUCAUUCAGGAAAAUGAUUGAGUCUUAUUUCAGGUGAUAGCAUAGUAGAUAUCAGUAAUUUAUUAGUAAACUUCCAAAACAAAUUUCUGAUAGCUCAAUCAGAUUGAUUUUAACAUGCUUUUAGUUUUUUUAAUAGAUAUUUUUUAAGUUUUUUUUUUUUAAUCUAGAACAUUUGCAUCACUUUCAAUAAUCCUUUAGUUUCAAGUGUACUAGUAUUUUUGUAGAUAAGGCUAUAUAUGUGUAUUUCAAAAUCCAUGAUUGCGGUUUAAAUCAUCAUGGCAAAUAUGAAAUGAGAGUAAUCAGAAUUAUUUUAAAGUGACUUUAUUUUUAAAUUUUUAUUUGGGAUUUUAUUCAUAUCUCUGUAAAUUAUUACUAGUGUGUUUCAGUUUUUUUACUGCUUCUAAUGGUAGCCCUGGAGGUUUUAUUUUGAAAUGCUUCACUCAGAUUAAUGUGUAGCUUUUGUCUGAGAAAAAGAACUUCCAGAAAAUUAUGGCAAGCUUAGAUGUCUCAAAGCUAUGAUUUUCAUUCACAGUUUUUAGAAACCUUGUAAUUCUAGGUAAGAGAAUAGACAUACUCAGUGCUUGAUGGCCUUGUUUCCUUUUUUUUUUCUUUAUUUUUUGUUUUUAUUGUGACAGCUAAGAAUGGUGCAGAAAUGCACGAACUUUAUCCCGAUAAGAUUUAAGGAAAGCCACAAUCAAAAACUUUGAAAAUGUGCACAUUUUAUAAGAGCUAGUGUGCAACUUUGUGUGUGGUGUGUGUGUGUGUGUGUGAGAGAGCUCUGAAGGAAACAAGAUGGGAGGAAUAGCUAAAAGAAAAAUCACAUUGAGUCUUGUUAGUAUUCACAGGUGGAUUGAGCCUCCAUAGGGGGUUUAUUUAAUUUCAAUGGCUUUUGAACUCAAAAUUCUUAGUUUUUAUUGGAUAAAGGGAUCUUCCCUUUUAGUGAAGAAAACCUUUCUUUCCCGUUGGUUCCCAAGAUUCAGUCAUCUGUAGCUGACCACUUAACAUACAAUAGGGAGUAGGGAGACUACUAGAAGGCCGCCCGGCCCACAGAACUUCCCAGACACACGCUGUGUGUCCAAGUUGUGUUUCUUCCCUUGUGUGUUUGAUAAGGGGUGGAUUUAAGUGUUUAUUAUUUACAAGAAUAUAAAGGAUUGCUUAGAAAUAUCCCUUCUUAUAAUUGGGUUUUAAUGAAUUCUGAAAUACAUAUUUUUUCAUUCUUCUGAUUAAGCUGGAGCGAUACAGUGUUUGAGAAGUUAAAUAGUAGGGUAGUCACUUAAGGAUAAAAAGAGCAAAAUCCCCGUGAAGCAUUGAGGCUUACUGGCAGCCCAAGAGCUCGGCCAGUCAGCUGGUGCUCACCACUGGCAGGCAUGGAAGCCGGUGUCUAGGAUGCAACUGCUAGCAAUUGUAAACUGUGGCUUGUGUUUGCUUAUGUCUGCAAGGAAUGUGUGACGGUGUUUCCUACCUGGAGUUGUGCUUUCAUUUCUGUAUCUGCAAACGAAAGUGUUCUCACUUCUCUGCAUUUGACUUUCAGUGAUAACUGUCCUCCCACUGGUCUUGACUAACCCCAAAGAGCCCAAGUUGGUCCUCCUCGUUCUGGGAGAGCAACAAAGAUGACUUAUUAAUGAGACAGAAGUCAAAACUUCGUGGUAAUUGGAGAUUCAGAAUAUGCUUUUUUCCCCUAGUAGAAGCAUUUCAGAUUCCUAAAGCCAGUGUGGCCUAACCAGCAGUGCAACUGUUACUGUUUACAUUAUUUGUUUACUUCCAAGGCCAGGGAGUGUGGAGCAGGAGGAGGACUGGAAGAACAGGAGUGGGUGGGACCGUCCUAACUUGGCGAGAGGACUAACCUUUGGUAAGAGGCUGAAGAACAGUCUCUGCCUUGUGCUGGGCCUCCCACACCCAGGCUCUGUCUGUUGCACAGCGCACACUGUCCUGCCCCCUCCCCUCCUCAGUCAUCUCCUCUGAGUGUCUGAUCUCCACUCCUCAGUGUGAUUACAAUCACGGGGUAGAGAGGACCAGGUAAAUGAUGCAGCUAAUCCUAUGGUGCUUUAUUCUCCAGGUCUUUUUAAGAAACUUGGCUAGUGAUUUUUGUUUGGACAUCCAACUUCCCUUCUACUCUGGUGACUGUAGUGAUGGCCCUGUGUAUCCUUUCUGCGUGAGAUUGUGAAAAAGUGACUUACAGGGCUGCCAGCUACCAAGGCAUUUUUUUGUAGCUGCUUACUUGAGAAAUGCAAAUCUGUAUUCUGUGUGGCUUGGAUAGCAAAGAUAGUUUUGCUUCUAGGAUAAAAGCCGGAGGAGCGGUUCUGGUGGUGAUGGUAACUUUUGCAAGCAUUGUUGAGUUUUCUGAUUUCACUGCUGACCUUCUCUCUGAACAGUGUGAUUCUCCCACGAGGAGAGAAGUGCAGGAUCAUUGCCUCAGAAACAAAAGCAAGGCAAACCCGCAGAAUGUUAGGUCACCCAUGCCCUGUCUUGGCAGGGCCCUGCCACCUGUCAGUGAGGCCCCUGGCUUGAGAAACGCUAGUGCCAAAACACCUUCGAUGGGCACACGAAUCCUCCUGAUACCAGUUCAGUAAGUGGAUUUAUUUUUUGUUGUGUAACUCGGAUAAAAGCGGAAAAUAAUCAUUUCAUCUUCUUUGCAUCUGAUUUUGAUAUUUUAAGCUGCAAAAGACUUUGGGGAGUGAUAUUACAUGUGGUAAUGGUGAUUUUAUUGAACCAACUGCAUUGAAGUUUACUUGGACAUUUUUUCAUUAUCAGAUUCUAUUCCAAACAAGUGUUCGGUAAAUCCAAAUGGAUCACCAGUGUACUCUAGACUCAGUACAAAGCAACACUCUGCAUUUAGUGUACAUUGGAAAUAGUUCACAUAAUUUAGUCUUGGUUACCAUUUAGAAUAUUUUUAAAUGUUCUUACAUAAAAAUUUAUGUUGUAUUUUUAAACUGUUAGGGGCUUUAUCUAUUUUUCUAAGUCAGUUAACUGUACUUUUUGAAAAAGUAUUUUGUAUCUACUUUUGUAACUGCAUCAGAAUAAAAUAUAUUGAAGCAAAAAAA